Molecule: messenger RNA, 738 nt
Organism: Nicotiana tabacum (common tobacco)
Lineage: Eukaryota; Viridiplantae; Streptophyta; Magnoliopsida; Solanales; Solanaceae
Product: 14 kDa proline-rich protein DC2.15-like
Source: RefSeq, a predicted model, not a curated record
GUAGGGAGGAAAUUCUGCCAUAGAUUCCUUAUAUCAUGGCUUCCAAAACAAGAGCCUCAGUUACCCUUUUCCUCUCAUUGAAUCUCCUUUUCUUUGUCAUAGUCAGUGGAACUGAUUGUGGCUUUUGUCAUCAUAAUCCUCCUAGCACCGGUAAUGGUAGUGGCAAUGGUGGUAACACUGGUGGCUCGGGCAAUGGUGGCGGCUCCAGCAACGGAGGUGCUUCGGGCAAUGGCGGCGGAGGUGGCAAUGGACAAGGCAGGUGCCCGAGAGAUGCUCUGAAGUUGGGGGUAUGUGCAAAUUUACUUGGCGGACUGGUGGGAGUGAUAGUGGGUUCUCCACCAACUUUGCCGUGCUGCAGCUUGAUCGCGGGGCUGGCGGAUUUAGAGGCGGCAGUUUGCUUGUGCACAGCUGUAAGGGCAAACGUGCUGGGAAUAAAUCUGAAUGUGCCACUCUCUCUUAGCCUUGUUCUCAACAACUGCGGUAGGAAUCCUCCUACUGGCUUCACUUGCUAAGCCGAAGUACCCGAUUAAUUUUAUUAAUCCUCAUUCGGCUUUUGUUAUGUUAGUCAUUUUGGCGUUUGCAUGAAUUUUUGUUUAUGAUCACUUUGUCAAUUGUGUUAUGUUACCAGUUCUAAAUAAGCGAACUUGCAAUAUAAAAUAGCAGGAUCGUAAAGCACAAUUGAUUUUAUAUAUGUAUUUUGGAGGUUUAUUAAUAUAUGUACUAUCAAUUUCUGUUUCA